Molecule: messenger RNA, 972 nt
Organism: Komagataella phaffii GS115
Lineage: Eukaryota; Fungi; Ascomycota; Pichiomycetes; Pichiales; Pichiaceae
Exons: 1
Coding region: 1-972 (323 amino acids)
Cellular component (GO): nucleolus
Molecular function (GO): rRNA (adenine) methyltransferase activity
Source: RefSeq, a predicted model, not a curated record
AUGAAAAGAAAGAGCUUAAAGGCUAUUACGAAAGAGUCAAAAGCUGUCCAUGUUCCUUCAAGUAUAAAACCACAAAGUGCCAGACAACUGAUACGCAGGUUUCAUUUGUUGUUGAAGAAUAAAAAUUUAGUCCUGCAGAAACUUCAAUCAUCAGAAGCUGAUUAUCUCACCAAACUUAAACAGAUAGGGACCUACCAAGUCUACUCUGACAGUAAAAAUAAAGUGAUUGAAAACAUAAAAAUUAACUCCCUAGCGACUGAAAACUCUGUCAAUGUUGAGAGCGUGCAGCCCUUCUUUUUGUCAGGCUUACUCGGUCGGAUCGAUGGUGAAAUAGUCAAGAGAGGAGGUUUAGAUGCUUAUCAAGUAGCUUCCACGCAAGGUCAAAAUGGAAAACGAGGCGGUGAUUCUUCUAAAUAUUUGAUGAGAUGGUUAUCAGAGUUAGAACUGUUUUCCAAAGUCAAAAUCAAACCCAAUGCCUUGGAAAUUGGGUGUCUUUCUUCUCAGAACCUCAUUUCUACAAGUAAGGUGUUUGAAGAAGUUGUGCGAAUAGAUUUACAAUCACAGGAGCCAAAGAUCUUGAAACAAGAUUUCAUGCAACGGCCAUUGCCAAAGAAUGACAAUGAAAAGUUUAAUCUCAUUUCAUGUUCAUUGGUGCUAAAUUUUGUCCCCACAGCGUCUGAUAGGGGCCAAAUGUUGAAAAGAGUAACCACUUUCUUACAGGAGACAGAUUCUUAUCUUUUUCUAGUCCUACCACUUCCGUGCAUUACUAACUCCAGGUAUUGUACACAGGAGCAUAUUGCAAAGAUAAUGUCCAGCUUGGGAUUUCAGGAGUUAAAGUUUCACCAGGCACAGAAAAUUGCCUAUUGGCUUUACAAAUGGAAUGGUUCAAAAUCUUCAACAGGAGAAACUUUUCUGAAAAAGGAGUUGGUAUCAGGAAAAGGGAUGAACAAUUUUUGCAUCGUCGUGGACUGA